CGCCUCACAGAUGAUGGACAGGCGUUUCAGCCUAUAAGGAGCAUUUGUUAAUAUUAUUGGGGAAAAGUGAAGUCUUCGGCGCAGUAAUUGUGUUGGGGGAAAAAAAGUUGCUAACGAAGAAACGUAACAUCCUGCAGGAUCACCAUGGAUCCCAAAAACAGUGGAGGAGGGAAACGCCUUCCCAGAAUAGCUGCUUCUCUGAUUAUGCGCUUCGCCUCAGAGAGGGAACCCAGCUUCAGUGUGCAAAGGGCAAGCUUGAGGCCUUCUCCUACUCCACCGACUUCACCUGUCCUUGAAUUUGGGGAUUUUCCGUACUCUUCGGCAGGAUCCAGAUCCAAGUCCCCUGACUCCCUGGUUCCAGCUCCUUCAGAGGAGUCCAAUCCAUCUGGACUGCAGUUGGCGAGAGGCCAUAUGGUGACUUCACCAACCUUCGUGGAGGACAAUAAUGACUCAGAAGAGGAAUGCCUCUCUUCUGAGAGCCUGAACAGCCCUUCUGAAGGGGAUGGCUUCUUACCAGGUCAGGGUGAUACAGCAGAGAGCUCCCCUAAAAGAGGAAAGAGGACUGGAGUGAGGUUUACAGACUGGCACAAGAAUCGCGUGGCGGCCCUGUGUAGUGAACGCUUUGACAAACUGCUGAGAGAAUGUCCUGAGUACCACAGUACUAAAAGCUGCCUUGCUGCUUUUGUCCUGGAGAGAGAGGUGACUGACACAGGAGGGCGGUGUUGUGAACAAUAUGAAGUGGUGGCAUUGGGCACAGGACAGAGCUGCUGCAGUGGUUGGCACUGUUUUACAGGCUCCAUCGUUCAUGACUGCCAUGGUAUCGUCAUUGCACGCAAAGCCCUGAAAAGAUAUUUGUAUAAGCAGCUCAUGUUGUUCUACAGCUCUGAGCCAGAGCUUCGAGAGCGCUCUAUAUUUCAGAGCACUCCCACAGAGCUGCUGCUUCAGGUCAAACCAAAGUUCUACCUGCAUCUCUACACCAACCAGACCCCUAAAGGGGCAGCACAAUACAUAAUGAAGUCCCAUAGCAGUGGCUACCAAUCACUGAAGCUGCAAUGCCAUGCCAAAGGCUCUCUGAUUCCUGCUGCCUUCCUGUCUCCCAGUAUCUGGGGCGCUCGCAUCUGCUGCAUGUCUGACAGUGCAAAACUCACUCGCUGGACUGUCACAGGAGUUCAGGGAGCACUGCUGAGUCACUUCAUUAAGCCAUUGUACAUCACCAGUGCCAUUCUUGGUGACGCUAGCCAUUGCUCUGAUAUAGUGUCUGACACCAUCAACAAGCGCCUGGGGACUGGUCUGAAAGACGUCCUGAUCCCCCCUUACCAACAAACGAGCAUCUUCUUCCAAAAUGGAGAGAAUGUGGAACUGGCUGUAAGCUCAGACCACUGCAAAGACCUCAGUGUUAAUUGGUGCCUGGGAGACUCCAGUAUUGAGAUUCUAGACAGCACAAGUGGAUACGCCAUCAGUGGGUCUCCUUUUGUAAGUGGACCUGGGUUCUCCAGUAGACUAUGCAAAAGAGCACAGUUCUUCAGCUUCAGAAAAGUUGCUAUGCUUUCUGGUCAACAAGAGCUUCUGUCCUUUGUAAUCUACCACAAAGCCAAGACGGCUGCCCACAUGUAUCAAAAGGCCAAAGCUAUGGUGAACCAGCAGUUCUUAGCCAACAAUGCAGGACCAUGGAACUCAAAACAUCUGGUGGACAGCUUCAGUUGCUGACUAUAUUCUUAAUCUCCUGCAUUAUUCUUUGUUAAAGUAAAUUUAUUAAUCAAAAAUACUUGAUCAGAUGCUUGAUCAGAAAUUGAACAAUACAUAUGUACGUUUCACUUGUUCUAAAAAUGUUACUAGUUUUCUUGUUUUUUUUAACCCAGUUGGUUCUUGUUUAGUUGUUGUUGCUCAUUCAAGAAAAAGAAAAACUUUAAUUAUACUUAUUUGAAGACAAAAGAUUAAAAAAUGUUCACUCCG
Molecule: messenger RNA, 1953 nt
Organism: Pangasianodon hypophthalmus (striped catfish)
Lineage: Eukaryota; Metazoa; Chordata; Actinopteri; Siluriformes; Pangasiidae
Gene: adad2
Product: adenosine deaminase domain containing 2
Exons: 9
Coding region: 145-1707 (520 amino acids)
Biological process (GO): RNA processing; adenosine to inosine editing
Cellular component (GO): cytoplasm; nucleolus
Molecular function (GO): tRNA-specific adenosine deaminase activity; double-stranded RNA binding; double-stranded RNA adenosine deaminase activity
Source: RefSeq, a predicted model, not a curated record